This is a messenger RNA of Darwinula stevensoni, 981 nucleotides long. The record is from the annotation of a GenBank genome assembly. NCBI's taxonomy places the organism in Eukaryota, Metazoa, Arthropoda, Ostracoda, Podocopida, Darwinulidae.
AUGGCUGACUGCGUAGUUGUGGGCGACCAGGCGCAUAUUGUGCGUGCCAUGCAAAUUGCCAGCGCAGCCAGCGGUUUGGCGCCUUUGCCCAUCAGCGUCUUGCCCGAUUUGUCUGCUUGGAGCGCCCAUAAGCCGACAAUGGGUUUGCCUUUGCUGCAAACCCCACAAAUAGAAGCGCUAUCGCUGCCCACUGCGCCUUUGGUGGCUUGGGGACAAACGAGUGCGCAAGCGGGUCAGCUGGCUGCGCAAGCGGUGCAAACUGCGGCUAUGGAAGUCUUGCAAGGUCGGGCGCGCGCCUUGGUCACAGCUCCCUUGAAUAAAGCCAGCUUGCAUUUGGCGGGAUACCCUUAUCCUGGCCACACCGAAAUGUUGCAAGCGCUCAGCGCUGCGUACUUGGGCAUAAGCAUAGAGGAGCUGCCCGUGCGCAUGAUGUUGGCCAACCAGCAGCUCAGCGUAGUACUUGAUAGCAUACACGUGCCGCUGCGUGCGGCUGUUGCCCAACUCAAUGGUGCUCACUUAUUACAAACCCUACAAAUUACCCAUACUAGCUGGCUGCGCCACUACGGUUUUGCGCCUCGCAUAGCCGUGGCGGGGCUUAACCCCCACGCAGGCGAAUCUGGCUUGCUGGGCGAUGAGGAGAUAAAUAUUAUCACCCCUGCCUUAGAGCUAGCCAGCCAAAGAGGUUUGCAAGUCAGCGGGCCGCAUCCUCCCGAUACGGUAUUUAUGUCCGCCCGCAACACCCAGCCAAAGCUGCGCAGCCCCUUUGCCGAUGUGGUUGUAGCGCUUUACCAUGACCAAGGCCUCAUUCCUGUCAAAUACCUGGGUGUGGAUGAUGGCAUCAACAUCACAUUGGGGCUGCCCUUUGUGCGCACCAGCCCCGACCACGGCACUGCUUUUGAGUUAGCUGGCAAAGGCAAAGCGCGUGCUGAGAGUCUCUUGGGCGCAAUCAACCAAGCACGCGAACUCAGCAAGCGCACCUAA